Prunus mume (Japanese apricot) is the source of this 1367-nucleotide messenger RNA. The record is from RefSeq and is a predicted model, not a curated record. Lineage: Eukaryota; Viridiplantae; Streptophyta; Magnoliopsida; Rosales; Rosaceae.
CGGCGACGUGUUUGACCGUGGCGGCGAUGAGCUCAAAAUCCUUUAUUAUCUUGAGAAAUUGAGACGAGAAGCCGCGAGAUGCGGCGGCACGGUGAUUACAAUGCACGGGAACCACGAGAUCAUGAACGUCGAAGGAGAUUUCAGGUUUGCGACUCACAAGGGUUUGGAUGAGUUUAGGGGUUGGGCCGAUUGGUAUUGCAUUGGGAACCGAAUGAAAUCGCUUUGUAAAGGCUUGGAAGAGCCCAAAGAUCCCUUUGAUGGGGUCCCUCUACGGUUUAAGAAUGUCAAGGAAGAGUUUGUAGAUGGGUUUAGGGCUAGAAUUGCUGCAUUGAGGCCAAAUGGUCCCAUUUCGUCCCGGUUCUUGUCCAAGAACUUGACUGUAUUGGUUGUUGGAGAUUCGGUUUUCGUCCAUGGCGGGCUUUCGGCCGCACACGUUUCUUAUGGUCUGGAGAAGAUCAAUGCGGAGGUGAGGGAUUGGGUUCAUGGAUUGAAGGAAAAAUUUGCACCUGAGUAUUGUCGUGGGAGUAAUGCCGUGGUUUGGUUGAGGAAUUUUUCGCAUGAAUUUGCGGAGAAGUGUGAUUGUUCAGCUCUUGAACAUGUUUUAUCUACAAUUCCUGGCGCUAAGAGGAUGAUUAUGGGUCACACCAUUCAACAGUUUGGGAUUAAUGGCGUUUGCGAAGAGAGAGCAAUUCGGAUUGAUGUUGGUAUGUCGAAGGGGUGUAUUAAUGGGUUGCCUGAAGUUCUGGAGAUCAAUGGGAAUUCAGGUAUGAGGAUCUUGACCUCAAAUCCAUUGUACGAGAAGAAGAAGUAUAGAUCUUCUGUGGAAAGUGAGAGGAGGCCAGGGCCUGGAUUUUUGCCUCAAGAACAUGGACCAAAACAAGUGGAAGUGAAGGCUUAACUAUUUGGAUGGCUGACAAGCAUACUUGGUCAAACAAAGAAGAGAAAGCAUUGUUGGCUGACAUCGAGGAGUCGUUGCAAAUGGCCAAUGUGAUGGAGUAGCUACUUUUAAGAAUAAAUGAAUGCAGGAAGGUGUUGUAACUUGUUCAUCUUCUUCAAUUCCUCCCAAGGAUAUAUGGUGACUCUUCGAUUAUGGACUUGCUUUAUAAGAUAUAUCCAAGUAUUCACUACGUUCUAAUCGUAGAAGUUAAACUGGACUUAUUAGCACAGCUGUUAACCUGGAUUUUUCUUGCCUUAUCUCAAGUCCUGCAAGAGCUAUCUCUAUUAAUGCAUCUGGAAGGAAGAUACAAAUGGAAGUAAUUGUUUUUAACUGUGUAUGGUAAUUGUUUUUGUUUAUUCAUAACCGAGUAAAUACACUUCGGGAAAGAUUUUGGUGACUCUGAAUAUUGUUGGGAAGCUUUAGCAUCCAA